Protobothrops mucrosquamatus (brown spotted pit viper) is the source of this 1290-nucleotide messenger RNA. RefSeq names its product 5-hydroxytryptamine receptor 6 (gene HTR6). The transcript has 3 exons. Gene Ontology annotation, molecular function: neurotransmitter receptor activity; G protein-coupled serotonin receptor activity. The record is from RefSeq and is a predicted model, not a curated record. Gene Ontology annotation, biological process: chemical synaptic transmission; G protein-coupled receptor signaling pathway, coupled to cyclic nucleotide second messenger. Bases 1 to 1290 code for a protein of 429 amino acids. Lineage: Eukaryota; Metazoa; Chordata; Lepidosauria; Squamata; Viperidae. Gene Ontology annotation, cellular component: dendrite; membrane.
AUGGAUGGGCAGCCGGAGAGCCUCAAUGCCAGCCUGAUGGGGCAGGAGCCUGGGCUGCGUGGCAGUGCCUGGACAGCCGCCUUCCUCUGCUUCGUCAUCCUCCUGACCAUGGUGGGCAACUUCGCCCUCAUCCUUCUCAUCUUCAGCCAGCGGUUCCUGCGCAACACAUCCAACUUCUUCCUGGUGUCCCUCUUCCUCUCAGACCUGAUGGUGGGCCUGGUGGUCAUGCCCCCAGCCAUGCUGAACCAGCUCUAUGGGCGCUGGGUGCUGGACGGCGCCUUCUGCUCCGUCUGGUUCUCCUUCGACGUCAUGUGCACCAGCGCCUCCAUCCUCAACCUGUGCGUCAUCAGCCUGGACCGCUAUCUGCUGAUCAUCUCCCCGCUCAAGUACAAGCUGCGGAUGACCUCCGGCCGGGCCUUUUGGCUCAUCCUGGCCACCUGGACGCUGGCCGCCUUGGUGUCCUUCCUGCCCAUCAAAAUGGGCUGGCACAAGACGGAGUUUGACCGCCACCCGCUCAACGCCACCCUGCAGCUGGAAGAGGAGCAGUGCCGUCUGCUGGUCAGCUUGCCUUACGCCCUCAUCGCCUCCGGCCUGACCUUCUUCCUCCCCUCGGUGGCCAUCUUGUUCACCUACUGCCGGAUCCUGCUGGCUGCGCGGAAACAGGCCCUCCAGGUAGCCUCCCUCACCAACAACAAGCCCACCAGUGAACAAACUCAACAGGUUCCCCGAGAUCAGGGCCAGGCCAGUGGGGUGAGCGACAACCGGAAGUUUGCCAACAAGCACAGCCGACGGGCACUAAAGGCCAGCCUGACCCUGGGCAUCCUUCUGGGCAUGUUCUUUGUGGCUUGGCUGCCUUUCUUCGUCUGCAACAUGGCCCAGGCGGUCUGCAACUGCAUUUCGGCCGAUUUCUUCGACAUCCUGACCUGGCUGGGCUACUGCAACAGCACCGCAAACCCCAUCAUCUACCCGCUCUUCAUGCGGGACUUCAAGCGGGCCAUGGCCAAGUACCUGCCUUGCUGUCCCCGCACGUGGGAACACAGGCCCAGCCGCGUCUCCCUCUCCCUGAGGAAUUCCAACAGCGGCCCCCGGCCGGGGGUCUCCCUCCGGAACGCCCUGUCUCUGCCAGGGGAGACGGACUCGGCCGAUUCCAUCAUCCACGGCAACGACCUCAGCAGCCAGACCCUCGGCUUCCUCCCGGCCACGCGGGCCAACUCCCUUCGCCUCUCCCAGGCCGAGCAGACGCCGGAGCCCAAGCUGAACCUCAUCUAUCUGAACAGCCCCUCCGACUGA